Molecule: messenger RNA, 822 nt
Organism: Rhagoletis pomonella (apple maggot)
Lineage: Eukaryota; Metazoa; Arthropoda; Insecta; Diptera; Tephritidae
Exons: 2
Coding region: 99-821 (240 amino acids)
Source: RefSeq, a predicted model, not a curated record
AUUCUACUUAUGACUCCGUGCAGAAAAUUAUAUCUAGAGAGGAAAAGCUUUCUGUCAUAUGUACAAAAUUGGAACUUCCAGCAUUUACCGAAGAGGACAUGCUUUAUCUUAAGGAUUAUGCUUCUGCUAUGAAACCUUUCGCUGACGCACUCGAUUUUUUGCAAGGAGAAAAAGGAGUUUUUUAUGGGACGCUUAUUCCGACUUUGGUAACGAUCAAAACCAAAAUUGAUCGUAUUAUUAAUAAUGGCAAGGAAAACUACCUGAAGCAACAGCUAAUUUUUUUGCAAAGUCGAUUGUUUGAUAGGUUUGAGAAAUAUUUUACCUUAUCUUCGGAAAUCAAUGACGCAAUUGUGGCAGCCGUACUUCAUCCUGAAGUAAAACUUCAGUGGUUUGCUCCAAUUAGAGAUUUGACUAGGAAAUCUGUAGAUGAAGUUAAAAAACUUGUAAUUGACUACGUUGCAGACAACCAUGUAGUUGACUGUGAUGCUGCCGAAGACCUGAUUCUGUCAAGAAUAGGCUCUUUCUACGACUUUGGCGACGAACAAAAUAGUUUUGAGCAAACUACGGAUGUUUUAUCCAUUGACCGAGAGGUAAACUUGUACCUUGCCGAUCCUUUCUUUAAUGACUUAAAGAAAUUGAAGGAAUUGCCGCUGCUAGAAAAAGCAUUUAGAAAGGCGAAUACACCGUUGACCUCCUCGGCGCCGGUUGAGAGAUUAUUUUCAUUUGCAGGCAUUGUAAAUACACCACGGCGCCAUGCUCUCUCCGACGACCACUUCGAAAUGUUGACUUUAAUGAAAGCCAACGCACAUUUCUUGAAGUGAA